CUCCUGUCUUUCUUUCCUCCUGCCUUAGAUGAAAAUGAGGUGGAGAGGGCCGAAGACGACAAGGCUAGCAUUCCACCUCCACCUGGGACUGAAGAGGAAGCUGCAGAAAAUGGCAUUGUGAAAACGAAGGUGACAGAGAACGAGAAUGACAGUGAUAGUGAUAGUGAUGAUGAUGAAGAUGAUGUUCAAGUCACCAUAGGGGAYAUUAAAACGGGAGCUUCUCAGUAUGGCUAUGGAGCGGCGCCUGUGAAUCUCAAUAUUAAGGCAGGAGGGCGAGUUUAUGGAUCUUCUGGAGCAAAAGUUAAAGGGGUGGAUCUAGAUGCGCCAGGAAGUAUUAAUGGUGUUCCACUUCUCGAAGUAGAUCUAGAUUCUUUUGAAGAUAAACCUUGGAGAAAGCCAGGGGCUGAUCUCUCUGAUUAUUUCAACUAUGGCUUCAAUGAAGAUACCUGGAAAGCUUACUGUGAAAAACAGAAGAGAAUACGAAUGGGUCUUGAAAUUUUACCAGUUACCUCAACCACAAAUAAAAUUACGGUACAGCAGGGCAGAACUGGAAAUUUGGAGAAAGAGUUGCUGGUGCAGGCGACCAAAGCUGAUUUCACAUCUCCUCCUGCCUUAUUCAAAUCAGGAAUUCCAACAAACAGGAGAUUAUCUGGCACGAUAGAUGUCAUUGGCCAGACCAUCACUAUCAGCAGGGUGGAAGGACGUCGGCGUGCUAAUGAGAACAGCAACAUACAGGUUCUUUCAGAACGAUCUAACCCUGAAGUAGACAAUUUUACCAAGCCACCUCCAUUUUUCCCUCCAGGAGCUCCACCUACCCACCUUCCACCACCUCCUUUCCUCCCACCCCCUCCAACUGUCAGUACUGCUCCACCUCUGAUUCCCCCACCAGGUAUACCAAUAACAGUGCCACCACCAGGCUUUCCACCCCCACCUGGUGGUCCCCCACCUUCCCUCAUACCCACGAUAGAAAGCGGACAUUCCUCUGGCUAUGAUGGUCGCUCUGUUCGCGCAUUUUCAUAUGGCAGCGUCACCUUUCCGCACCUUGCAGGUUCCGCGCCCGCCUGGUCCAGCCUCAUGGACACCAGCAAGCAGUGGGACUACUAUGCACGGAGAGAGAAGGACAGGGAGCGCGACCGGGAGCGAUCCCGGGACCGGGAUCGGGACCGCGAGCGGGACCGCGAUCGAGAACGAACCAGGGACAGAGAACGGGACCGCGAUCACAGCCCGACCCCGAGCGUGUUCAACAGUGAUGAAGAGCGCUACAGAUACCGAGACUACGGAGACAGAGGCUACGACCGGCACAGGACGAGCAGGGAGAAGGACGACCGGCACAGAGAGCGGCGGCACAGGGAGAAGGAGGACACGAGGCACAAGUCGUCCCGAAGCAACAGCAGACGCCGCCACGACAGCGAGGAAGGGGACAGCCACAGGAGGCACAAGCACAAAAAGUCCAAGCGAAGCAAAGAAGGAAAAGAAGCGAGCGGCGAGCCGGCCCCGGAGCAGGAGAACACGGAGGCUGCCCCUGCCGAAUAGGCCCGCGUGAUUUUUGCCUACUUGCAUAUAUAUUAGUGCCAGAAAUAGAUUACUAUAAAUCCUGUUAUUUUUCUGGGUAUUAAAAUAAUUUGCUCUUAAUCUUGUUCUGUUAGUAUAAAUUCAAAGGUUACUUGGUUUUUUUGGAAAUAAAAGAAUGGAUUUUUCAUGUUAA
Nothoprocta perdicaria is the source of this 1705-nucleotide messenger RNA. RefSeq names its product factor interacting with PAPOLA and CPSF1 (gene FIP1L1). The transcript has 15 exons. The record is from RefSeq and is a predicted model, not a curated record. The annotation marks the transcript as partial. Gene Ontology annotation, molecular function: RNA binding. NCBI's taxonomy places the organism in Eukaryota, Metazoa, Chordata, Aves, Tinamiformes, Tinamidae. Gene Ontology annotation, cellular component: mRNA cleavage and polyadenylation specificity factor complex.